Molecule: messenger RNA, 996 nt
Organism: Telopea speciosissima
Lineage: Eukaryota; Viridiplantae; Streptophyta; Magnoliopsida; Proteales; Proteaceae
Exons: 2
Coding region: 1-996 (331 amino acids)
Source: RefSeq, a predicted model, not a curated record
AUGAAGGCAAGAAAAGCAAAGGAUGGCAAAGUCCAAGAGAAAAAGAGGGUGAGCGAGAAGGAUGAGAAGAGUAAGGACACCAAGAGAGCAAGGUCAGACAGAGACCAAAGCCCUGACUACACCCCGCUUAACACCACCAGGACCAAGAUCCUUAUGGAAGUCUACGACCGAGGCCUACUACAGUGGCCUAGACUAAUGUUCACAAAUCCUGAGGAUAGAAACAAGAACAAAUACUGUAAGUUCCACAGGGAUGUCGGGCACAAUACCGAGAACUGCAGGCAAUUGAAGAGAGAAAUAGAAGAUGUGAUACAGAAGGGUCACCUGAAGCGAUAUGUGAAGGAGGACAUAAAGGACAACCCCCGAGGUCACAAUGCCAUGAGGAAUGGCCGGGUAAGGGACGACAGAGCUCGUAGAGGAGACGAUCGAGAGCGCCAAGGACAGGAGUCAGCCCGUAGAGCCAAGGCAAAAGCGAGGUUCGUGGCUGUGGCUAAAGUCCCUGAGAAGAAAGCGUGCACUAAGUUCGUCAUCACAUUCUCAAACAAGGACAUGGAGGGGCUGAGCUGGCCACACGACGAUGCUGUCUUGGUUCAGGCAGUUAUAGCCAAUAGAUCAGUCCAUAGGAUACUAGUGGAUACGGGGGCAUCUGUAGACAUGCUAUCCUACGAUGCGUACCUGCAGUUCGGGUUUGAGCCAGGCACUUUGAAGCCCGAGUCAACACCCUUAUACGGAUUUUCAGGCACACCUACCCCGAUCGAGGGGUCAGUAGAGCUCUUACGGACGGUGGGAACGACACCAUGCCAGAAGACCGUAAAAGUCAAUUUCAUGGUCGUUCGAGUAGCCACCGCUUACAACGCCAUCCUGGGCAGACCAAGCUUGAAUGAGCUGGGCACAGUAGUUUCCACCAAACACCUGAAAGUCAAGUUCUCUACCCCUGACGGCAUGGGAGAAUGCAAACAGAGCAGAAGAAAGCCUGGGAGUUUCACGCUGCAUUCUUGA